AUGACGGUCGGCGAAUCGGACUUCGCGACUUUCUUCUGCAGCAAGCUUGACCUCAUCGCGGCGCAGUUCCAAUGGACGCAGCUCGCUGUUGACAACACCUACCUCCUCUUUUCCGCCUACCUCGUCUUCGUAAUGCAACUUGGUUUCGCAAUGCUGUGCGCGGGAACGGUGCGCGCGAAGAACACGAUGAACAUCAUGCUCACCAACGUUCUCGACGCCUGCGUCGGAGGCCUGUCUUUCUAUAUUUUCGGCUUCGCCUUCGCUUUUGGCCAAGGAGGAACCAGUAACGCUUUCAUCGGAGCAAAUUACUUCGCCAUGUCGGGCCUGCCGGUGUACACGUCGUUCGAUGCGCCGGGGAUUAACUACAUCUACGACUACAGCUUCUGGUUGUUCCAAUGGGCCUUCGCCAUCGCGUGCGCGGGCAUCACGUCCGGCUCCAUCGCGGAGCGCACGCAAUUCACGGCGUACCUCGUCUACUCGACCUUCCUCACCGGCUUCGUCUACCCCGUCGUCGCUCACUGGAUCUGGGCCACGAACGGGUGGUUGUCGGCGUUCAACACCAACAACCUCUUUCUCGACGUGGGCGCCGUCGACUUCGCGAGCAGCGGCGUGGUGCACAUGGUGGGCGGCGUCGCGGGGCUGUGGGGCGCGCUCAUCGAGGGUCCGCGCCUCGGCCGCUUCGACAAGGGCGGUCGGCCGCUCGAGAUGAAGGGCCACUCGGCCACGCUCGUCGUGCUCGGUUCCUUCCUCCUUUGGUUCGGAUGGUUCGGUUUCAACCCCGGAUCGUUUCUGCGCAUCACCAUCCCGUGGUCCGACGUGCUGGGUAACUGGUCGUGGGUGGGUCGCACCGCCGUCACCACCACCCUUUCCGGCUGCAUGGCAGCCGUCAACACGCUUAUCGCCAAGCGACUCAUGGCGGGCUGUGGCACCUGGACACUCAUCAUUCUGAACAUGAUCUCCAUGAAGAUCCAAUUUGACGACCCGCUCGAGGCGACUCAGCUUCACUUCGGCUGUGGCGCCUUCGGCCUCUUCUUUGUUGGUCUGCUGGCCAAGAAGGAGUUCCUGAUGCAGGCAUACGCCAAGCCCGACACCACCCCCUACGGCCUCUUCUACGGUGGAGGCGGAAAACUGCUUGCGUGCCAGUGCCUCGAGAUUAUCUGCAUCUUCGCGUGGGUGUCGGUGCUCAUGGGCGCGCUCUUUUUCAUUCUCCACUCGCUGAAUCUGCUGCGCGUGCCCCCCGAUGAGGAAAUUGCGGGAAUGGAUCUGACCAAGCACGGGGGUUCCGCGUUUAAUGCCGAGGGGCAGGACGGGCAGGGCUAG
Messenger RNA from Closterium sp. Naga37s-1, 1320 nucleotides. NCBI's taxonomy places the organism in Eukaryota, Viridiplantae, Streptophyta, Zygnematophyceae, Desmidiales, Closteriaceae. The record is from the annotation of a GenBank genome assembly.